Amaranthus tricolor (Joseph's coat) is the source of this 1951-nucleotide messenger RNA. Its product is annotated as beta-glucosidase 24-like. The coding region runs from base 67 to 1629 and encodes 520 amino acids. Gene Ontology annotation, molecular function: beta-glucosidase activity. Gene Ontology annotation, biological process: carbohydrate metabolic process. Lineage: Eukaryota; Viridiplantae; Streptophyta; Magnoliopsida; Caryophyllales; Amaranthaceae. The transcript is spliced from 13 exons. The record is from RefSeq and is a predicted model, not a curated record.
CCAACAAAACUCGCCUACUAAGUGGCGAGUGUUACAGUGAGUCUUGCCCAAACACUCAAGGAAAUAAUGAAGAUUCUUCCAUUCAAACUUCUUCCCUUCUUUUUAGCUCUAUUCACACUUGAUAGCUUAAGCUUUAUUACUGUUAAUGGUGUUAAUAAUGAUUACAACAACAUUGGUAUUAAUCAGGGGAUUAGCUUCCUUAAUCGUACCAGUUUUCCUCCUGGUUUUAUCUUUGGUUCAGCUUCUUCUGCUUACCAGUUUGAGGGAGCAGCUUAUGAAGAUGGAAAAGGGCCCAGUAUAUGGGAUACUUUCACCCAUAAAUUUCCUGGAAAGAUAGCUGAUGGAAAUAAUGGCGAUGUGGCAGUUGAUUCAUACCAUCGUUAUAAGGAAGAUGUGAAGAUCAUGAAGGAAAUGGGAGUGGAUGCUUACAGGUUUUCCAUUUCAUGGCCCAGAAUAUUGCCCUAUGGAAAAGUAAGCAAGGGUGUGAACAACAAAGGACUGAUGUAUUACCACAACCUUAUUAAUGAACUCUUGGCUAAUGGAAUACAACCAUUUAUUACACUUUUCCAUUGGGAUCUUCCUCAGUCAUUGCAAGAUGAAUAUGGUGGUUUUCUUAGCCCUCAAAUAGUGGAUGAUUUUCGUGACUAUUCGGAUUUAUGUUUUAGAGAAUUUGGUUCCAAGGUGAAGCAUUGGAUUACACUUAAUGAACCAUGGAGCUACAGUACAGGAAUUUUUUCAACUGGAAUCUAUUCAUCGAAACAGUGCCCUAAGUCAGACCCUGAUAAAUGCAUAAUUGAUUUUGCCACACACCCUUAUCUGGCUGCUCACUACCAGCUUCUUGCUCAUGCUGCAGCUGUUCAUAUUUAUAGAAAAAAAUAUCAGGCAUCUCAGAAAGGUCUGAUUGGCGUUGCUCUGAAUACAAAUUGGUUUGUUCCCGUUUCUCCAUCGAAGCAUAACCGCAAUUCGGCACUUAGAGCUCUUGACUUUAUGUUUGGGUGGUAUAUGGACCCAAUAACCUAUGGUGACUACCCACGUUCAAUGCGUUCUCUUGUGGGCAAUCGCUUGCCGAAGUUUUCUAAGGAGCAGUCUCUAAUGCUAAGAGGGUCAUAUGAUUUCCUCGGCUUGAAUCAUUACACUAGUAGUUAUGCGGCGUAUGCUCCUAGUUUAAAAAACGGAAAGCCCAGCUAUAAUACCGAUUCUCUCACUAAUCUCACAUCGGAACGAAAUGGUAUUCCUAUAGGUCCAAAGGCUGCUUCAGAUUGGCUUUAUGUUUAUCCUAGAGGGAUUUAUGACCUACUAGUGCAUAUAAAGCAAAAGUAUAAAGAUCCAAUCAUUUACAUUACAGAAAAUGGCAUUGAUGAGGCAAAUGAUGCCAGAUUGUCUCUUAAGGAAGCCUUAGCUGAUGGUAUGAGAAUUCACUACUAUCAUAGUUACCUAGCCUUCAUACAACGAGCUGUCAGGAAUAAAGUUAAAUUGCGAGGAUAUUUUGCUUGGUCAUUCUCUGACAACUUUGAGUGGGGUUCUGGCUACACAGUUCGGUUUGGCAUCAACUAUAUCGACUACAAAAAUGGACUUAAACGAUACCCCAAGAAUUCUGCUAAAUGGUUCAAGAAUUUCCUUCAUAAAUAAUUAUUCAUCAUUUCAUCUUGUAAAGACUUUUGUUCCAUUCUUCUGCUUUAAGGAAACAGCCUGCACAAACUUUUUUUUUUUUUAACUUUCACAUAGGGCUCAACUUUUGUAAUGCCUAUGCUUAUGCUACCGCGAAUAUUAAUUCAUAAUGCAAAAAUACAGUUGCGGUAAUGGGUGCAAAACGAAUAUUGCAGUCAAUGCGGGCAAUUUCAUGGUCAAUACAGUCUAUAUUUUCAAUUGCUAUGAACUCAAAGGCAUUUAUAGUACAGUUGCGAUAUGGUGACGUAGUCUUAUUUUUGCACCAUGUAUCAAUUAUCUUAGU